AUGCCACAACAGCCUUCUGAGCAACCCUUUGAUCUGAAUUCUGUCAUGCGGAUUUCCCAUGCACGGUCUCUAUCUCACACAUUUGAGUCCUUACCUCCAUUAAGCCCAUUUUGUCAGCCCAAGCCAUCGUCACCAUCAGACCUGAAUUUGAAUGAUGUCUCCAUGGAGGAAGUAGCUGGUAGUUCUCAACACCCACAUCUUUCUUCAUCUAUUCCAAGGACAAAUGUGUUUUGGAGCAGUCAGAGCCUUCCCCCAAGAAAAGGGCAUCGACGUGCUAACAGUGACGUUCCUCUAGAAUUUUCUACGGUCAUUCUAUCUUCACCUCAAUUGAUACCCAUUAUUGAUAAGGGAUUUUUGGGUCGAUCAGCACAUGUGGGAGACAACAUAGAAAAUGAUAAGCCAAUUCAUCUGGUGAAACAGGAAUUAGAUAUUGAUAAGAAUGUUAAUAGCAAUGCAAAAAGGAUGAAUGAGAAAAAGUCAGAGGAAGAAGCUACAGAUAACUUGUUCAGUGCAAAAAUGAAAUUGGACAAGAUUGACACAUUGAACUCCUCUGGCACCAUGUUGAAUGCUGGUGGCAGCAGCGAUAGUGAAGUCGAAAGCAGCGCAAAGGAAAACACUAGCAACACGUAUGGAUCUGGUUCAAAUUUUUCUACUUCCAAGAGGGAAGGUGUCAAAAGAAGUGUGGGUGGAGAUAUUGCUCCCACUGGUCAGCAUUUUAGGAGUGUCUCAAUGGAUAAUUUUAUUGGAAAACUGCAUUUUGGUGAUGACCCACCAAAGUUACCACCUUCUCUUGGAAAUCAGGUGGGUCAACUCUUGCCAAGCAAUUCACUGAACGAGAACUCAGCUAAGUUUAGCUUGGAGUUUGGAAAUGGUGAAUUUAGUGAAGCCGAGCUGAAGAAGAUCAUGAAAGAUGAGAAACUAGGUGAUAUUGCAUCAUCAGACCCCAAACGUGCCAAGAGGAUAUUGGCCAAUCGCCAGUCUGCUGCUCGUUCCAAGGAGCGAAAGACGCAAUACAUAUCAGAAUUGGAACACAAGGUGCAAAUGCUGGAAACAGAGGCUACUGCAUUGUCGACUCAGCUAACCGUUUUAAAGCAAGAUUAUUCCUGCCUUAAGAGUCUGAACUAUGAGUUGAAACACCGUUUUCAAGCCAUGGAGCAACAAGCACAGCUCAGAGAGGGUAUUUACAUUGCUUCUAAAAACAGGCUUGUGAUGGAAUAUGGUCUGGUUGUUGAAACUGAUGAUUACAUCCGAACCACUUCUUCAUAUGCAUCCUCUGGGUUUGGAGUCUUGGACAUUGAAAACCAGCUUGGUCUGGUCUGGAUUGGCCAGGCUUCCCGCUCUAACCUUACAACUCUAGCAUCAGCAUUGCAUGAGACAUUAGUUGCGGAAGUUGAGCGAUUAAAGCUUGCAACUGCAGAGCUCGGGGAAGAGGCUAGGCCUUCGAAUUGUAUGGCGCAACAGCUCUCCAUGAAGCAUCAAAUGAUUCACAUGCAGCCCCUCCCAACAUCCUCAACAACACCAAAAUGGUGA
Ilex paraguariensis (yerba mate) is the source of this 1530-nucleotide messenger RNA. The record is from the annotation of a GenBank genome assembly. NCBI's taxonomy places the organism in Eukaryota, Viridiplantae, Streptophyta, Magnoliopsida, Aquifoliales, Aquifoliaceae.